AUGGAUCAAGCAAAGUUGGCUAGACUCCAGCAGAGUGUGCGAAUUGGCAAGGGUACCCCGCGACGCAAGACGAAGAAGGUCCACAAGUCAUCCGGAACCGAUGACAAGAAGCUCCAAACGUCGCUGAAGAAACUGAAUGUGCAGCCCAUCCAGGCCAUUGAGGAGGUUAACAUGUUUAAGGAGGAUGGAAAUGUCAUCCACUUCGCUGCUCCAAAAGUCCACGCCUCCGUCCCAAGCAACACCUUCGCUAUCUAUGGCAACGGUGAGGAUAAAGAGCUCACAGAGCUCGUACCUGGAAUCCUUAACCAACUGGGGCCUGACUCUUUGGCGUCCCUCCGCAAGCUGGCGGAGAGCUACCAGAGCAUGCAGAAGAGAGAAAGCGGCGGAGAUGGCAAGAAUGUCGAGGAGGAAGACGAUGAUGAUAUCCCAGAUCUAGUUGAUGGAGAGAAUUUCGAGAGCAAAGUUGAAUGA
Paracoccidioides brasiliensis Pb18 is the source of this 471-nucleotide messenger RNA. Its product is annotated as nascent polypeptide-associated complex subunit beta. Gene Ontology annotation, cellular component: nascent polypeptide-associated complex; cytosol. The record is from RefSeq and is a predicted model, not a curated record. The transcript has 3 exons. The coding region runs from base 1 to 471 and encodes 156 amino acids.